This is a messenger RNA of Rhodotorula toruloides NP11, 615 nucleotides long. Its product is annotated as nucleoside-triphosphate pyrophosphatase. The coding region runs from base 1 to 615 and encodes 204 amino acids. The transcript is spliced from 4 exons. The record is from RefSeq and is a predicted model, not a curated record. Lineage: Eukaryota; Fungi; Basidiomycota; Microbotryomycetes; Sporidiobolales; Sporidiobolaceae. Gene Ontology annotation, molecular function: nucleoside triphosphate diphosphatase activity. Gene Ontology annotation, cellular component: cytoplasm. Gene Ontology annotation, biological process: nucleoside triphosphate catabolic process.
AUGACUACCUCCCCCCGCACGAUCCUCUUCGUAACCGGCAACGCCAACAAGCUGAAAGAAGUCCGGGCCAUCCUCCUCUCCUCGACUCAACACUCCGAGAACCCCAACCCCGCUGCUACGCCCUCUUUCUCUGUCGAGAGUCAGGAUUUGGAUGUGCCCGAGGUGCAAGGGACGACGGAGGAGGUCGCGAAGGCCAAGUGUAAGGCUGCGGCGGAGAUUGUGGGCGGACCUUGUAUCACUGAGGAUACUGCCCUUGCGUUCGAAGCGCUCGGCGGCUUGCCCGGACCGUACAUCAAGUGCUUCCUGAAAGCCGUCGGUCUCGAAGGACUGAACAACAUGCUCGCCGGCUUCCCCUCCAAGCGCGCAACCGCCAUCUGCACCUUCGCCUACUCCGCCGGACCGGGCACCGAGCCUCUCAUCUUCGAGGGACGAACAGAGGGAAAGAUCGUGCCAGCGAGGGGACCGGCGCACUUUGGAUGGGAUCCCGUAUUCGAGCCUGACGAGGGAGAGGGAAAGACCUACGCCGAGAUGGACGGAGUCGCGAAGAACAAGAUCUCGCACCGCUAUCGGGCGCUCGACAAGCUGCGCAAGUACCUGCUCGAGCAGAAGCAGUAG